This is a messenger RNA of Heterocephalus glaber (naked mole-rat), 5122 nucleotides long. The record is from RefSeq and is a predicted model, not a curated record. NCBI's taxonomy places the organism in Eukaryota, Metazoa, Chordata, Mammalia, Rodentia, Bathyergidae.
CCCCGCCUGGUCCGCCUCGUCGCGUAUCCUUGCGGCCGGGUCUCGGUGGCGGGCGGUGUCCCCGGGACAUCUCGGGACGCCGUAGCUCUGAGGCUCGCUGGGGCGCCUGGGGGUGACGGGUGGCUAAGGUUCUGUAUAGUGCAUACUGAUUGUUACGAUUUAGGGUUCAUUCAUUCAUGGACUUUUUUUCUUUUGGUAUUGGGGACGAAACCAGGGCCUUCACACUGAGCUUCACCCCCAACCCUUUUUAUUUUGAGGCAGUCUAGCCAAGUUGCCCUGGCUGCCCUCCAAUUUGUGAUUCUCCUGCCUCAGCCUCCCGAGUGGUCCUGUGCUGCCGCUGCCGGAUCGUGGAGCUUUAUUACGGUUCUUGGUUGUGUGUGCCAGGCACAGUGCUAAGCCCUGGUGUGUGGUGCUGGGAAGGACAUCGUCCAUGCCCUCACAGCUCUUAGGCUUGUACGACUUAAUCCCUUCACGUGUGUGCAUGUAAUGCACACCAAGAUAAAUGCCUCUCGCUGGACACAGCCUUGAAUAAGAGCUGGUUCGGAGGAGCUGAGGUUUGGACCUCCUUGGAGAGGGUCAUGGAGCAUGAAGGAGGCUACUGGCCACAGCUAUCUGUAGAGAGGACAGAUAGGACUUGGAGGUGUAGUUUCAGUGAUAAGCUGGGACAACGGCUGGGAUCUGUGUGGAUGUGGUCACUGAGUUUCUUAACUAGAGGGAAAAACAGGCCAGUGUCUCCUUUGUUUAUUUUCCGAGUUGCUGCCACCCUCAACUUUGAGAACGGGGUGUUCUCAUUGCCCACCAGGGCAUCCCCAGCCGAAGGUCACAGGUGCUCCACUGAUUUUGGUCCUAGCUUCAUGGGGGAGAAGUUCCUCCAGCUCUGUCUGAAUUCUCUUUAUGGCUGGGAGUCCUUCUGAGGUGACAUUGGAAGUGAUUUUGCCGGUAAGACAGAAAAUGGAAUUUAACUUUUAUUUUUGAAGCAAUGAGAACUUUAGGCUUGCUGUUCAGCUGUCACUGGUUUAUUAAAUGCAGUAAGCUGGUUGGAGACUAGGUAUUCUGCAAAUACUUUCUCUUAUUUACUAUUUGUGAAGAGACAGUCUUGCUGUAUUGCCCAGGCAACCUCUUGUCUCUGCCUCCCUGGUAGGUGGGACCGCAGGCACAAACCACUGCACCUAGAUGGUUUUCCUUUCUGACCACUGGGUUUCUAAUGUUUUUCCUUAAACUGUGGUUGAGGUUUUUGUUUUGUUUUAGUUUUGUGUGUGUGCGUUGUCAGACACUUAUCUUUUUCAUCUCAUUUUUAACACAUAUGCCUUACAAGUUUCAAGUUUGGCUCAAUAUAGUAUGUGGUUGAAUAAGUGAUCAAGGUAGGAGGUCAAGUAAAACUUGCACUUUUUUUUUCUUUUUCCAAUACAGGGGAUCAAACUCAGGACCUUGCACUUGUGAGGCAGGCGUGGCACUACUGAGCUAAAUCUCUGGCCCAAACUUGCACUUUUUGAUAAGUACAUCAGAUGUUUCCUUAAGUGGCAUAGAAAUGAUAAAGUUUGAUCAUUUGGAAUGAACGUGAGAGCAGUACCAUCAGGUCUCGUUUGCAGGAUGUGCUUUCCACAUCGAGCAGGGGACCUGUAAGGUCUCAUGUUCUGGAUUUUGUGUCCUGGUCUAAGGGUAUAGGAAACAGUUUUUUUCUGCAGACUGCCAGUGAACAUACAACAUGUGCCUUGUUGAAUUGUGAGAAGAAUAAAGAAGAUUCUUGGUUUUCACUAAUGUGCCUGAUUGGCUUUUCCUUCUUUCUUAGAGUUCUUUCUGCUACAGAGAGGAAACCUCACCAAGGGCUGUGACGCCACUUCUUUGACCCCUGUGUGCUGCUUGGAUCAGCUGACAUUCUGGCAGCCCUGGUCUGAGGAGGAAUCAAGCUGACUGUUGGCAUGAGGACCCUGUAUUCCUGGAAUUGAGAGCACACUGCCAUGGCUUCGCUGGAUGACCCAGGGGAUGUGAGAGAGGGCUUCCUCUGCCCCCUGUGCUUGAAGGACCUGCAGUCUUUCUACCAGCUGCAGUCACAUUAUGAGGAGGAGCACUCGGGGGAAGACCGUGAUGUCAAAGGGCAGAUUAAAAGUCUUUUCCAGAAGGCUAAGAAAGCAAAGAACAAGUUGCUGAGACGGGAAGGGGAUGAGCAAGCAGAGCCAGGGGCUCCAGGAUAUGAAUCCUUCAGCAAUGGAGGGGUUGACCCUUACAUGUGGGAGCCCCAGGAGCUUGGGACCAUGAGAAGUCAUCUUUCUGAAUUCAAAAAACACCGUGCUGCCAGAAUUGACCACUAUGUUGUUGAAGUCAAUAAAUUAAUAAUCAGGUUAGAGAAGCUCACUGCAUUUGACAGAACUAACACUGAGUCUGCAAAGAUCCGAGCGAUUGAAAAGUCUGUGGUGCCUUGGGUCAAUGACCAGGACGUCCCUUUCUGUCCUGACUGCGGGAGCAAGUUCAGCAUCCGUAACCGCCGCCACCACUGCCGCCUCUGUGGCUCGAUCAUGUGCAAGAAGUGCAUGGAGCUCAUCAGCCUGCUCUUGGCAAACAAGCUCACCAGCGCCAGCAGGGAUGCCCUGAGCACCCACACCAGCCCCAACCAGUCUCCUGGCAGUGUGCAUGGCUCACGCCGUGGCAGCAUCGGCAGUGUGAGCAGCAUGAGCUCUGUGCUGGAUGAGAAGGAGAAUGAGCGCAUCCGCUGCUGCAGGCACUGCAAGGACACGCUGUUACGCAGGGAGCAGCAGAUGGACGAGCGGGAGCACACACCUGCCAUCACCAGGCUCUACGAGAAAUUGCGGCUCUGCAUGGCGAAGGUGGACCAGAAAGCCCCUGAGUACACGCGGAUGGCAGCGUCCUUAAAUGCCGGGGAGACCACCUACAGCCUGGAGCAGGCCAGCGACCUCCGCCUGGAGGUGCAGAAAAUGUACGAGCUCAUAGACGCCCUGAGUAAGAAGAUCUUAACCUUGGGCUUGAACCAGGACCCCCCACCACAUCCCACCACACUGCGGCUGCAGAGGAUGAUCCGGUACUCAGCCACGCUCUUCGUGCAGGAAAAGUUGCUGGGUUUGAUGUCACUGCCAACCAAGGAACAGUUUGAAGAACUGAAAAAGAAAAGGAAGCAGGACAUGGAGAGGAAGAGGAUGCUGGAGAGACAGGCUGCCCCGGAGUCACAAUGUAGGCUCGAGGACAAGCAGCGUGGCCCAGCGGCCAACGGGGAAGUGGCCCCCACAAGAAAGGCCGAGGGCUGGCUCCCACUGCCUGAGACACAGGGCCAGCGCGAGGACCCCGACCCACUGCUCCAGCAGAUCCACAACAUUGAGUCGUUUAUCAAGCAGGCCCAGGCUGCCAGCCGCACUGAUGAGGUGCGCACCCUAGGGGAGAACCUGCGGCAGCUGCAGGACGAGUACGACCGGCAGCAGACAGCCAAGGCCAUUGAGCUGUCUCGCAGGCAGGCUGAGGAGGAGGCCCUGCAGUGUGAGCAGUUGCAGAGGCUUCGGGAGCGGGAGUGGGAGCGGGAGCGAGAGCGGGAGCGGAAGCAGGCGGCCUCCCUACACUCGAGGACCCAGGCCCUGGACUCCCGGGAGGCUGCACCCUUCCUGCUGGAGCCCAGCCGGGGACCUCGCCCACACCCUGCCUUCGCUCUGGAGCUGGGCUCUUCCUCAGGCUCUGGGAUGGCCCCUGAGACGCCCUCACCCUGUGCAGUGUGGGCCCUGAGCCAGGAGAGCCUCCACCAGAGCACUGAGCCCCAGCAGAACGACUGUGCCCUGAACUCCUUUAGCAGGGACUUCUUCUCCAGCCCUGCUGUUGUGCAGGCCAAGCUCCCCAGAGAGUACAACCCUUUCGAGGAGGAGGAAGAGGAGGAAGAGGAGGCAGUGGCUGCAGGGAACCCCUUCACCAGCCCUGACAGCCCAGCACCCAACCCCUUCGACAGCCCAGCGCCCAACCCCUUUGAGGAUGGCAACGAUGUACCCAACCGGAGUCCUGCCAGCCCUCCUGUACCCGGCAACCCCUUCGAGGAGCCCACCGGCACCAACCCCUUUGAGGUGGACAGCGACAGCUGCCCGGAGGCCGAGGAGCCCAUCGAAGAGGACCUGCUCCUGCAGCAGAUAAACAAUAUCAAGGCCUACAUCUUUGACGCCAAGCAGUACGGCCGGCUGGAUGAGGUGGAGGUGCUGACUGAGAACCUGCGGGAGCUGAGGUGCACAUUGGCCAAGCAGAAGGGCCCCCCUGAGUGACGGCAGGGAGCAGGGCCUGCAACCUGGAUGCUGCUGUCCACACCAGAUGUGUCUCCAUGACAGUGACUAACACAGGAACCCCUAGGGCACCAGCCUUCACUCGGCGGCAUUUCCUGCCUGCCUUGUUUUUCACUUGGGGGAUUUUCCUCUUUCAAGGACUUUGCAUUUUACUACAAAGCUGUAACUUGGUUCAGCUCUGUGGCCCGGGGUGUGUCUGUCUUUCUUUCAGAGGAGCCUGUUGCUUUCCACACUGGAAGAAGCCAACCACAGCUUGCCACCAUCAGUGCUUUGCACAGGAGAAUGAGCCUCUCUAUCAGCGGGGUUUCAGUGGAGAUGAACUUUCCCCUGCCACUCCCUGAAACCAGUGCCAGGUAGCAAUAUGCAAGGAACUGAGCAUCAGAGAUGCACACGGAACAUUUUUUAAAACUCUUAAAACGAACUUGAACAUACUAAACCAGACCCUUCAGGUUUCGUGGAAUUGUCCUGUGGCUGUCCUCUUCCAGUCUCUGUCUCUGUCCCUGGAGUUCGUGUAGGACAGGCGAUAGCAGAGAAGAGACAGCUGUGUGGUCCACCUAUGGUGGACACCUUGCCCUUCCUCAGCCACAGUCACGGUGUCAGCAGAGCCACCGGUGGCCAAGGUUGUACAUGGAGAACACGUCUGUGUGCAGGUUUGUGUCUCUCCAUCUAAUUCACUAAGGAUGCUCACUCCCACUUGCAGCCCAGUGUCUGCUGUUCAGAUGCCACGGCAUUCUCACUGUCAUCAGGAGCCACAUGAUAGGUCAGGCACUGGGCUCGAUCCACUGGUCACCUGACACGUGCUGCUCUGGGCCUUGUGUUGGAACCGUUUUUUAAAAAUAAAAAAUUGAGCCAGAGAUUUA